Messenger RNA from Diatraea saccharalis (sugarcane borer), 535 nucleotides. The record is from the annotation of a GenBank genome assembly. NCBI's taxonomy places the organism in Eukaryota, Metazoa, Arthropoda, Insecta, Lepidoptera, Crambidae.
AAUAUAGUCACACCCAAAAUAAAUGACUUGCUGCAAAAGAUAAUUAGUGUUAUCUAUUACGAUAACAUUCAGUCAGACGCUUAUCAAUCUGUUGAAUGCGUGACUGAUCUGCUAUUUAUCGAGUGUGAUACGAUGGUACUUCAUAGCACGUGGACAGAGAUUGUUUCUAUUAUGACAGUAAAAGAGCCUUUAGAUCUUAUUAGAUUAAGCUUGGAUGAAAGGAUUUAUGUGAAGAUGAGAAAUGAAAGAGAACUACGUGGAAAACUUCAUGCUUAUGACCAGCACCUGAAUAUGGUACUUGGUGAUGCAGAGGAAACCAUUACCACUGUAGAAAUAGAUGAAGAAACCUAUGAAGAAGUAUACAGAACAACUAAAAGGAAUAUUCCAAUGUUAUUUGUCAGGGGUGAUGGCGUCAUACUUGUGUCUCCACCUGUUCGAGUUGGUUUGUAGAUAAUAAAUAGAGAUAAGUUAUGCUACAUUAAAUUUUUUCAGUAACUUUAACUUUUUUUUUAUUACAAAAAACAUAAUGCCAGGC